UUUUAACAUUUAUUUUCAGCGGUAUCUUCUAUAAAGAUAAUGGAGUAUAUUAGCGGUCCCAAUAAAUGGAGCAACGACUCUGGAUACUUGUGCGUGGCAAAUGCUGUAUUACCUCAGAAAAAUGACGUCGCCUUUCAAUGGGAAAUUGGAAGAUAUUUUACAGAUAAAACAGAUGAUAGAGUAGAAGCUGUGACUGUCCCUGCUUUUGACAAAUGUUAUACUGAGAUAUCUUCAUUCUAUCCAUGCAAUUCUUUAAAAAAUCCCGGUUCGUAUACAUCCGUCAAAUGUACAGUAUUUAACCAGACACGUACGAGAUCUGUCUAUACUUGGACUAAAGAUCGUUGCAAUACCGGUUCAGGUGUACAAUUCUCUAAAUGGGUUUUGAUCAUCAAUCUCAUUCUUCUGCUUCUGGAUGUUGCAAUUUCUCGCUAACCACAUCCCGUUUUGCACAAACAUUAUACUGAAACUUUGGAAAAUAAAAUUUCUCUUUUUUUA
Molecule: messenger RNA, 495 nt
Organism: Octopus bimaculoides (California two-spot octopus)
Lineage: Eukaryota; Metazoa; Mollusca; Cephalopoda; Octopoda; Octopodidae
Source: RefSeq, a predicted model, not a curated record